AUGGGCAACGCAUACACGAUUGACCUGCCCCGUAAGAUGCGUACGCAUCCUACGUUUUACGUCGGUCGUCUCCGCCCAUACUAUCAGUACGGGCCGGUUUCGAGAUGCGAAGAACACCUCCGCGUUCGAGAGCCGAGACCACCUUCGAUUGAUCCCGUUUCAACGAGCCAGUCUGGUCGACUAGUGAAGCGACCUGUUCACGCAUUUGAGCGAUGUCUCGACGAGCUAAAGCCAGCUCGUCACGAAGAGAACGAAUCGAACGUUCGUUCUCAAGCUGCGCGAACGCAAAAGCGGCACAAUCGUCCGAACGAUCGUGCGUUAGGAAAUUUUAAUCAUCCCUUACAAGAUCCUCAAGCUCAUAACACCAAGUCCGUUCGUGAGCCAGGUCAUCUUGCAACUGUUCCGUCACACGGUUCAGCUUUUGAACAUCAAGCGGAUCGGGCCCUCGAGCCGGAUCAGGUAUUCCCGUCGCCACCACAUCCUUUAGUGGACUCAAGCGGUGGUCAACGCUUUUUAAUGGAGCGUAUCGUGAACCAACGCGAUGUGAAUGGCGUCCGGAUGAGUUACCUCUUCCGCAGGCGUGGCUAUCCACCGGCGUGGGACAGCUGGGAGCCUCGUGCCCAGCUGAUUGUUGAUGUCCAUGGUCUCGUCGAGCACUCCGACGAGACCCACCCGCUGCGUUUGAAGAAGUGCCGUCGGAAAACGACCUCCCCGAACGCGAGUACAGAGAUUGCAAAGUUUCAAUCCCUUCGGCCAUCUCGGAAGAGAUGCGCGCCCUCCAUUAGGGAUCACUAG
Molecule: messenger RNA, 795 nt
Organism: Peronospora matthiolae
Lineage: Eukaryota; Oomycota; Peronosporomycetes; Peronosporales; Peronosporaceae
Source: the annotation of a GenBank genome assembly